CUGUGGCGAGCUUUUCCGCCUUUUCCCCCCCGUGGAUUAAUCUAGAAACUCCUCUGUACUCGUGUAAUAACUGAUGUUAUUUCUCUAUCGGAAUAAAGCACCAGUCUCCAGGACGUGAAUCUACACCAUGGAGACCGGGAGCCGCGUCGCUGUGCUGGGCUUCCUGCUCUCCCUUCUGCUGUCUCCCGGCGGCUGUGCCGAGCAGAUCGACCCUCUGCUGUAUGAAGAGCAGCUGCUGUGGGUGAGCGGAGUCCAGGGGCAGGUGAACACCUACAGGAUCCCCCUGCUCAGCUUCACCCCAAAGGGAAGCCUGCUGGCCUUCUCAGAGGCCAGAAAGUUAUCAGAGCACGACAAAGGACAAAAGUUCAUCGCUAUGCGGCGGUCCACAGACAAAGGAGCCACCUGGUCCCCGACGUCCUUCAUAAUCGAUGAUGGAGCGAUGAUAGACGGCCUGAACCUGGGCUCCGUGGUGGUGGACGAGGAGGUCGGCUCGGUGAUUGUGGUCUACGUCCUCUGCUUCAACCACUAUCACUGCAGCCCGUCCAGCACCAUGAUGGUGGAGAGCAAGGACGACGGCCUCAGCUGGAGCAAGCCCAGGAACCUGUCGGGCCAGCUGGGAGUAAAGUCCUUUUGUCCCGGGCCGGGCUUCGGCAUUCAGAAGCGCUACAACCCCGCCAAGGGGAGGUUGGUGGUGUGUGGUCAUGGCACAUUGAAGGCAAACGGAGUUUUCUGCAUCCUGAGUGACGACCACGGACAAAACUGGUACAACGGCGGUGCGCUGAAAAGCAUCCCUUACAACCAGAAUAAGAAGGCCCAGGACUUCAGCCCCGACGAGUGCCAGCCGGUGGAGCUGACGGACGGCAGCAUCGUCAUCAACGUGCGGAAUCAGAACAACUUCCACUGUCGGUGUCGCAUGGUGGUGCGCAGCCACGAUGGCGGAUUGACGCUGCCCGUAGACAGUCUGUACUUUGACUACGAGCUCGUGGAUCCUGCAGUGGCAGCCGGAGCUCUGGUGAAGGACGGCGUGCUCUUCUUCACCAACCCCGCCAACGAGCAGCACAGAGUGAACCUGACUUUACGCUGGUCGCUAACUGACGGUAAAUCCUGGGUGAAAAAAGCUAUGCAGAUCUGGGCGGGUCCCAGCGGCUACUCCAGCAUGACAUCAUUGGACAGCGGCUCCGUGGACGACGAGAAGUACAUCUUCGUGAUCUACGAGAAGGGCCACACGGACUACGAUGAGACCAUCGCGUUCGCCAAGAUCCACCUGUUUGGUGGUCGGUAGAGCAGGGGGGAGGAAGAUUCCAGAGAUGUUGGAGCGAAAGGGAAAAACUGGAAGCUGUCGUUUAAUUUCUCAGGAAGAAGAAGAACAAAAAAAUACAUUUUAAACUCGCUUCGUGAUAUUGCGAGUGGAACAAUGGGAUGCUCAGAACAACGAAUGAACAGUUGUGUUGGGGCCGUGUCUCAAAAUACUAUUUUCUCCUUCUUUUUCUUUUCUCUACAAUUACCACACUUGAUGAAGGCACCCAGCCACAUGUCCAUUUCCAGGUUUUGGGAUAUGUUAACAGGUGUGAGAAGAUAUGAGCAAGCAGGGGACUUAAAUCAUGCUGUUUUGAGGAUGACAUCAACGCAUCAUACUGUACGAUAAUACCACACGAGAGUAUCAAAUCACAGUCUUCCACGACAAAGAAUAAUAAUUACUUUCAGUCGUUUGAAUGUGGUGUUAAUGCAAUAUUCAAGCACAACUGGCAACUAUCUCUAAUUCACCUCAAAUGUUUGACGCAGGUGUGAAAUGAUUCCUAUUUUCUCAGAUAAUAUAGUUUCCUACUGAAGUAACGUACUUUCAAAUGUUCCAUGGGUCUGUGCUUGUAAAGUAUUGAUUCUAUUAAGCAGGGAGUGUGCCAUGAAUUAAUGCUGACCAAAAUUGGUUCUGCCUUUUUAGAAUCAGAAAUUAUAAAUAAUAAUGUGAAUUGCCGAUUGCGAUGACACAGCAGUUGAAUGCAAUCUCAUUUUGGAGUGCGGUUUGAAUAAAAUGACGAGUUAGACGUGUGCGAUUAAAUGUGAAAAUGAAGAGGUAAGUACAUGAUGUAGCCAAAGUAUCCUCACUUGCACUUGUGCAGAAUAUAUUCUAAUAUUUUGUCUGAACGAUUUGGAUGACUCAUUUCAUUCCAGAAUCGCCAUGUAUUACCAGCGUAGUACUUGGGUUACACUACAUUGUACUAUCUGUAGUUAAUGAGCUCUUAGUAUGUUUGGGCACAGCCAAGCUGAUUUGCAGUCAUUCAUGUUUUAGCAAUGGAAAAAAAAGAAAACAAAUCUAACUUUUUUUCUUCUUAAUCAAAGUAAUUACAACUCAGCAAACAAAAUGGGUUUUAUUGGGAAACUGCUUUUAACCGGUGUUGAAGAAAGAAAAGAAAAUCUGAAAAUUGCAGUUGACAAGUCUGCACUGACAUGAUACCAGUGCCUUUUCCCUGCAUGUCUUUCUGACUUUUAUUAAAAGUACUGAAAGAAAGAAAUACUAAAAAUGA
This is a messenger RNA of Pseudoliparis swirei, 2522 nucleotides long. It is a transcript of the gene neu1, whose product is annotated as neuraminidase 1. The record is from RefSeq and is a predicted model, not a curated record. Gene Ontology annotation, cellular component: membrane; cytoplasm; lysosome. NCBI's taxonomy places the organism in Eukaryota, Metazoa, Chordata, Actinopteri, Perciformes, Liparidae. Gene Ontology annotation, molecular function: exo-alpha-sialidase activity. Bases 128 to 1282 code for a protein of 384 amino acids. Gene Ontology annotation, biological process: oligosaccharide catabolic process; ganglioside catabolic process. The transcript has 7 exons.